AUGUUUAAAAAAGACCUCCAAGCCGCCCCCAAGCAAAAGCUCAAGUCGUCUGUGCAGCGUUCCCUGCGCCAGGCCCUCCUGACCACCUACCCUCUGCUGACGCCUUACAUCGACGAGGUGCUCCCGAAAAAGGCCUCGCUCUCCUCGAUCAAGCUGCCCGACCGCAACACGCUCUACGUCAUUGACACGACGCCCCUCUUUUACAAUCUGCAGGACUCGGGCGAUAUCCUGCCGCACCUGCGUCUCGUGCACCGCUUCCCGCAGUGCUUUCCCUCGGUGCGCAUCGACCGCGGCGCAAUCCGCUUCGUGCUGUCGGGCGCGACGCUGAUGGCGCCGGGGCUGACGUCGGCGGGGGGCAGACUGCCGGCCGAUGGCAGCCCAAAGGGGUUGGAGGAAGGGAAAGAGCUGGAGCAAAAGGUGGACGGGGACGGACGAUGGAGCAGGGAGCUGGUAAAAGGGGAGCCGGUGGUGAUUAUGGCCGAGGGAAAGGAGGAGGCGUGCGCGGUGGGCGUUUUGGUGGAGGGUACGGCAGAGGUCAAGGCAAAGGGCAAGGGGCCGGUCGUGGAGGAGGCUCAUUAUCUGGGCGAUGGGUUGUGGAACUUGGCUCUGGACUAG
Messenger RNA from Beauveria bassiana ARSEF 2860, 615 nucleotides. Its product is annotated as PUA domain-containing protein. Gene Ontology annotation, biological process: formation of translation preinitiation complex. Lineage: Eukaryota; Fungi; Ascomycota; Sordariomycetes; Hypocreales; Cordycipitaceae. Bases 1 to 615 code for a protein of 204 amino acids. The record is from RefSeq and is a predicted model, not a curated record. Gene Ontology annotation, molecular function: RNA binding. The transcript is spliced from 2 exons.